This is a messenger RNA of Adineta steineri, 1701 nucleotides long. The record is from the annotation of a GenBank genome assembly. NCBI's taxonomy places the organism in Eukaryota, Metazoa, Rotifera, Eurotatoria, Adinetida, Adinetidae.
AUGAAUCAAGCUCUUCGAACUAUGGACAUGAAAGUUUUAAUCAAAAUGGGUUUAUUUUUGCGCGACCUUUGUCAACAAAUAGCAGAUCUGCAUGCAGAACAAGCAAUGUCUCUGGAACCAUUUACUGUUUAUCGAUGUUUAGAAUUAAACACUAGUGAUUUUGAUAAGCUACAACAAAACAAUGAUGGUUAUAUAUCAUUCAAUAGCUUUUUCUUAACCAGUACUGAGCCAGAAUUGGCAAACAGGGUAUGCUCUAACGUCGAACAAAAUACCGGAACAUUGCCUAUUCUCUUUCAAAUCUAUAUCGAACCCGUAACUUCUCCAUUUACACCGUUUGUCUUAUUGAAUCAGUUAAGCUAUGAUACCAAUGUAAAUAAUCAUGUAUUAUUUAGCUUGACUAGUAUUUUCCGCAUCAGCAACAUGGUAAAAACUGAAAGAAAUAUUUGGCAAGUACAAUUGACGGGAAAGAGUGCUGAUAAAGAUUCUCUCAUGGAAUUUCUUACUGAAAAACUGAAUUUAAAAAUGUCAAAAGAAAAAGGUUGGAACCAGUUAGGUCAAAUGAUGCUGGCAAUGCAAGAACUAAGACGCGCUGAAGAAUUGUACAAAGUCCUACUCGAAUCGGUUGAUAAAAGCAAUGAGAAAGAAAUUAUUCUUCUUUAUAAUAAUCUGGGUACUAUAAAAUUUAAGAAUGGUAGUUAUAAUGAGGCUGAGUUUUUCUUUGAACAAGGACUUGAAAUCCAAAAGAAAAUUUUACCACCAGAUCACUCCGAACUUGCUUCAUUAUAUAACAGUAUUGCAGUUACAAAUAGCAAAAUGGGAAAAUUACAAUAUGCACUCUCGUACUAUCAAAAAGUGCUUGAAAUUCAAGAAGAAACUCUUCCUUCUAACCAUCCAGACUUGGCGAUCACUUACGACAAUAUGGGCCUUUUGAAUUCUAAAUUAGGAAACUAUUCAGCUGCACUUUCAUACCAUCAAAAAGCUUUACAGAUCAACGAACAAGUAUUACCUUCCAAUCAUCUUGAUCUUGCAAUCAAUUAUAAUAAUAUUGGAUUACUUCAUAAACUCAUGGAAAAUUAUUCGGUUGCGCUCUCAUUCUUUCAAAAAGCUAUUCAAAUCAAUGAACUUAUUUUAAGUCCUGAUGAUCCUAACCUCGCCGCAACCUAUGACAAUAUUGGCGUCGUUUAUCAACAUAUGAAGCUAUUUGACAAAGCGCUCUUGUUUUAUGAAAAGGCUCUCAAAAUCAACGAAAAAGUUUUACAUUCAACCCAUCCUGAGCUAUCUAUUACCUACAUCAACAUUGGAGAUAUAAAGAUUUACAUGGGAAGCUUUUCUGAUGCAAUUUGGUUUUAUCAAAAAGCACUUGGAAUUCAGCAAGCAUCUCUCCAUUCUGAUCAUCCUGACAUUGCUCUCACAUAUAAUAGAAUUGGCAAUGUCUAUCGGAAUACAGAAGAAUUCUCCAAUGCACUAUCAUUCUAUGAAAAAGCGCUUCAAAUUCAAAAAAUAUCUUUGCCACCUAACCAUCCUAGUUUUAUUGCUACCUACAUGAAUCUUGGUGAACUACAUUACGUAAUUGGAAAGUAUCGGACUUCACUAUCGUAUUUUGAACACGGAUUGAAAAUCGCCGAACUGUCAUUACCAGAAAAUCAUUCGGUGAUGAAGGAUCUACGACAAUAUAUUGCUCUUUUGGAAAAGGAAUUAUAA